GCCGGCCAGACGGACAAUGUUUGCGCGGAGACGAGUAGUAGAACUACGGAUGAAUAUGAUCAACAGUAUGAUGGCAGCAUCAAUCAAGGAGCUUUGUCGGACGACGAGGACGACGAGGAAAGCAGUCUUUUCUUCCACCAUGCAAUUGCUGGAGCCGCAGGGUUAUAUCCUAUGGGGCAAGGCGGGACCGGUGCAGCUGCUCUAUCUCUUGAAAACCAGCAGAGCCUAUGGAAGUUUUGGGGCACGCAAACCGUGGACGACCUGGAGUGCGUCGGGUUUGAAGCCCAUCUCUCCCGGAAGAGAAAACUGAUUCUGUUUUUCGAGAAAGAUGUCCUUGUCCAGAUUGAGGUGCGGAUUAGUGGGUCUACAGGACCACAAACGGGAGCAGGAGCGGCGGAUGGAAGGGCCAAGAUUUUGAGAACGCGGGUCAAGAAUUUUAGGAUUUCAACAUCACUACCUGCUUUUGCAGAAAACCGAGAUGAACAAGCGCCAAAAAGAACUCCUGUGCAAUUUUCUUCAUCCUUCCAGCUUCCCGAGUCCGAGUUUCAGCCGAAAGAAGAGUGGGGCUGCCGCAACUUCGAGCAGGAGGAGCGGGUUUUCAAGUCCCAAAACCUCCCUAUGGAACUGUCAGGAUUGAAAUUGACAAAGUUGAAAAAUUUGUGAUGCAUAAAACCGAUACCAGUGGGAAGCCCAAUUUCUAAGCGGUGCAUGACAAAUUUCGACGUCAUCGAAUUCCAGCUUCUCAUGCUGUUUGGCGAAAGAAGGUAUCCUUUGUCAUUCUACUUUAGCAGCUCUAUCCCAAACCCGAAACAGGCUCACAGUCGACCUCUCUUGCAAUCCCUGCAAGAGAGUCACUUCGUGCCUUGCAUUUCAUGCAUCACAGAUUAAUAUUUCAACUUUGUCGAUUUCAAUCUUGACACACCCAUACUCCCCCUGCCCGCGGAGCACUCCUACCAAAGUGUGAUACUGGCGAAGAGUGCACGGCUGAAAUCUUUAGCGUUCCAGGACUUGGAGAAAGCCGUGGGGGACGGCGGGGGAAGAAGAGGUGGAAGCGACGAUCCGAGUAGAAAUGAUGGCGAUCCACCCGACCAUGCGAGGAGGACAGCAUCAUCAUCGUCGUCUGACUCUCUCCUUGCAGGAGCCUUCAACUUCGAAAAGGCGCUUUUUGCGCUGCCCGGAGAGGUCGAGAAACUGACGAGGGUCCCGCUACCGCUAUGAAUUGCAAAUAUGUAGUCUGGGUCUGGUAACUUGUCAUGGUAAAUCUGAAGCAUACAAAAAUCUGUGUUGCAUGAGUGCCAAAAGCUGUCCACUUUCGACCAAGUUCUGAGGCAGUUUCUCGCGCAGGAUAGGCAUGGUGGAGACCUCGCAGAGUCUGUCAUGCUAAGUCCCGCAUUCCAGACCUCAGCGGUCAUGGAAAACCUGCAUGACAAGUUGACACUCUUCCAGACCCAGACAUAUUUGCAUUUGAUAACCGCCCCAAUUGAACGAGAUCCAGCACCUCGAAUUUGACUACUCCGCGAUAACGCACUCGCAAAAGGCACUGUCCCCCCGGUUCGUGAAAUCGCACGGGCAUUUCUUCAUGAACGUGCCGAACGGGCUAUCACAAUGAAAAACGCCCCCACCCCCGAACUUGGGAGCAUUUGUAUUGCAAACCUUUCCAACAGAAACACUCGCCCUCUUGCAUCUAGCAGCAUCACAGAUUUCCAAUCGUGAAUAGCGAAAGUUUGUAUUGCAACAGAUCCCAGCAAGAGUGGCGCUUGUCAUGCAAGCAAUGCUAUAUACGCUUACGCUUACGCCUAGACUCUGCAUCACAAAGAUUCAUAUUCCUUUCAUGCGUGACAAAAAGUUUUCAUUCGGAAACUUCGCAUCAAAAAUUAUUGCAACUUUGGGGGUGGGGGCAUUUUUCACGGUAAUACGGGCAGAUGGCGUUAACUGCGAAGUCGGACACGGUUUUGUCGGAAAAACUUGGCUAUCCUGUGCAAAAGUAUCGUAGUCGUACUAAUUGCAAAUAUGCAUGACAAAUCUCCUUCCUAAGGUAAAACAGCACUACAAAUUCCACUUUUCUUAUUGCUAAAAUUAGUGAUGCAAUUUAUACUAGUACGAUACUUUUGCAAUGCAUAUUGGCAAAGUCGACGCAACCUUCCUUGUCACAAACUACACCAACACCGGGCAACAGGAAAUCGUGUCGAAUGUCGCUUGGUCUUCAGGAGCUGCAGAUGGAAGUAGAAGCAGUAGCACCAGCACAGCAGGAGCUUCACCUUCAACUACAAAGACCA
This is a messenger RNA of Amoebophrya sp. A120, 2276 nucleotides long. The record is from the annotation of a GenBank genome assembly. NCBI's taxonomy places the organism in Eukaryota, Dinophyceae, Syndiniales, Amoebophryaceae.